AUGGCUUGGGCGCUAGUGGCAGGAGAAGGGGGAGGGGGGGAGACAGAGAGAGAAGGGGAAUGCCUGCGUUUGCAACAAAUUUUAUGUAGGCCGGAUUCAUCUUCGGCCAGAGUUUCGUCCCUGCGUGAUUUGUGGCCCAUUAGAGAAAAAGACAUGCAGAUGUUCGUUAUUGGCUCAGGAAGUUUUGGUAUGGUAUAUUCUGCAAAGCUUUAUGACUCUAAUGAAGAUGUUGCAAUUAAGAAAGUUUAUCAAGAUAAACGAUUCAAGAAGUUUUUCCAGAACAGGGAACUUCAAAUAAUGAGACGGCUUGAGCAUCCGAACAUUGUCAGAUUGAUGUAUUAUUACUUCGCUGCGGAAAAUGCAGGGAACGAGGAGUAUCUCUACCUUGUGCUAGAGUUUUUCCCAAAGACUCUUCAUCAACUAUACAUGUUUCAACUGUUCCGAGGACUCUCCUUCAUGAGCAGUUUGAACAUAUGCCAUCGUGACAUCAAGCCGCAUAAUCUGUUGGUGAAUCCAGAAAGAGGCACAUUACGGAUAUGUGAUUUCGGUUCCGCUAAAAUAACCCGAGGUGCAAAUAAAAUCAAUUACCUGGAUCGUAAAGGAAUAAAUUAG
This is a messenger RNA of Strongylus vulgaris, 612 nucleotides long. The record is from the annotation of a GenBank genome assembly. NCBI's taxonomy places the organism in Eukaryota, Metazoa, Nematoda, Chromadorea, Rhabditida, Strongylidae.